AUGGCUGAUUUCAAUGCAGGCAUUCGAGAAGGUGUCUACAACAAAUUUGCCGCUCUGAAAAGCUGUGAUCCCAAUGAAGCCAAAAGGUUCUUGUCGACAUGCUUUAAAGGAAAACAAAAUUUCCAGGUGGCCCUCACAGAUGAAGAAACGGGUCAGCUGCUGUCAACACAGCAGGCCCUGCAGGCGCUAGUUGAAGACUUGGAGGCCCGUGCAGAUGUGCAUGCUGAGCAAGCUUCGGCCGAGUCCUGUUGGGUUAGUGAGGCGGUUCAGGGUGUUCGAAGGGCUAAGGCCCCUGCUAGUGGACUGCCUGGCCUGCCGCCGCUACCGCAAUUGACGACGGCAAGCAAUCCCAAUCUUUACUCUUCGGCUGAGUUUGAGCAAGCUGUGUCUUCUAUGCAAGUGCGCAAGCAAUGUAUUCAUGGCCCGCUGGCGGCAAUCAAAGCUAACGUGCCUGAGGCUAGGGAACUCACUUUGGCUCUUGUGAACUUGGCUAGAGCUGCUGAGGUCACGGCCACUAGCUGGUGCUUCAGACGCAUCACCCCGCUCCGUAAACAAGGGCCGAGAGUCGUCAGGAAGUUAAAAUGCCUUCGUCCCAUCAGCCUCACAACGGACAUGGCAUCAGUGCAGGACGCCUUGUGGCUUGCCAGGUGUAAGCAACAACUUGAGACCUACACCGGUCAUCGCCAAGUGGGCGGUAAACUAGACACCAUCUUGGUAAUCCUGGCUGUCAUGCUGCAUGUCCAGAUCCGUCACUACCAAGGACUUGAUACUUUUCUGUUAUUCUCGGACAUCCAGCAUGCAUUUGACACGGCAAGUCAUGAUGGCAUGCUCCUUGCUGCUUUCUUGUCCGGGGUGGUUGAGGUCGAGUGGAGGCUUUUAGACGAUUUCCUCAAAAUGGACUCAGCUUCCAUUAUGUUGGGAGGGGUCCUUUCUCGAGCUCUGUCCUUGGGUGCAGGUAUCCCGCAGGGUAAAAAGUUUAGUGUGCACGUUUUUUCUGCCUUGCUAAAACAUUUCGGCGAUAUUUUAUUAAGCGAGUGUGCGCCAGCCAACACGGUGUUGCCUUCCUUUGCAGCAGAUGCCAUUUCGGGGCUGUGGGCGUCUUUGACCCCUGCACCUUCGUGCAUGCGCCAGCUCCGGCUAGGUGAGCAACCUAGUUUGCAGCAGAUGGCAGCUGCAAUUCGCCAGGCCCCUUCAAUCACUGAAGCACGAAGAGUGGCAAUACAUUUGCUGGCUGGCAUCCAGGAACGGCAGAAACGUGCACAGUGUGUUGAGCUACUUGGUGCUCUGCCGUUGGGCCCUCUCUUGUUCGUGGAUGAUGUGGUAACAUCUUUUGCGACAGAUGCAGACAUCAAGCAUGCAGUUACUUAUGGGCUUCCGUCCUAUGCACGCUUUGCCAAGGCGCAGUUCAACUUGGGUCCCACCAAAACGGCAGUCAUGAGCUGCAUGGAUGCUGCCAAAUCCUGCCUCGAUCAUAUGUCAUGUGAUUCUUACAAGCUGUUGGGGGUCUUGGUUGAUAAUCAGUUCUCUUUUUCUGCCCGCUCAAAGCAAAUUAUUCAAAUUGGAAAGGCCAUGUUUGAUGAGCUCUCCCAUCUCAUUACAGAGUUGGGCUUGCCACCGCCGGUGCACGCAGCUGCUAUAGUCGAGCGUGUGGAGCCGGUAGUUCUGUAUGCUGCUGAGCUGCUGGCUAUGACGCCUGAGGUGUUGCCUAAACUUGACCUUUUACAAGGUGAAUGGGCCAAGGGAGUUCUUGCUGGUCGUGCUGGGUCUGUUCUUAGGGGUUCUUUGGCUGUUGCUCUUUUGGGUUGGCAGUUGCGUUUGUCCUCAAAAGCCUUGCUGCGUAUGUUUUUGUGCCUAGCAAAAAUCCAGCUCUUGCCUGUGGACCACCCAGCUGCAUUGAUGCUGGCGGUGGCCAAAUCUUUGCCAUCAGACACCUGGUGGCAUGCAGUUGAGUCGCUCAGGCAUCAGCUAAGGGAAGAUAGCGCUGCAGGAACAUUCCCGGACAUCCUUGCCGCAAACCUUUGUACGCAGGAAAUGCUAGUGAGAGCAAAACAGGACAGUGCUGUUCGAAAAAAUUUGCUAUUACUUUACAAGACGCGAAUCCUUCUGCCAAUCCUGUGUGCCAGAGAUGAGGCGGAGUUUCAGAAAGCUGCUACUAAGCAUCUAGUAGGGAUGGGUCUGGCCUUCGCAGACUUGGGCUGCGUGAGAAGACAGUGUGACUGGUCUCACUUGCUGCCCAUCUUGAAAAGCUCUGAAUGGAAAUUAGCGAGGCUGUGGGCAUUUGCGAGGCUGACUGGUAUGUGGCCAUUGAGUUUACUGUCAGAGCUGCCGCCGGAAGUAGAACUUGACAAGUGCCCUUUCUGUGACAGAUGCAGUGUCUGGAUUCGGCAUGCUCUGUGUGAAUGCCCGGGGACAGCAGACUUGUUUGUGGCAUCGGGGCUUGCGCUUCACGCCAGCAGAGGUGUAGAGGCUAACCUCCUGAUGCAAAUGCUUUUUCAUUCAGCCACAGAGGAUGCCAUAGAUGCGGCUAGGAUCCGAUAUGUAGGACGUGCCUUGGCUGGAAGCAUUGAGGCGUAUGUGCGCCAAAAAAACUGGUGCGUUGCAACGACCUGCUAA
Symbiodinium natans is the source of this 2613-nucleotide messenger RNA. The record is from the annotation of a GenBank genome assembly. NCBI's taxonomy places the organism in Eukaryota, Dinophyceae, Suessiales, Symbiodiniaceae.